Messenger RNA from Hydra vulgaris (swiftwater hydra), 2672 nucleotides. RefSeq lists its product as uncharacterized. The record is from RefSeq and is a predicted model, not a curated record. Lineage: Eukaryota; Metazoa; Cnidaria; Hydrozoa; Anthoathecata; Hydridae.
CGGGAAAAUGUCAAUCCUUUUUUUUGUUUUAUUUGCAGAUUUUUAUUUUACUAUAAUUCUAUAUCAAAUGUCUUCCUCAAGAAAUAAACGUAGAAAAGUUGCCAUUGCAGUUAGUAAUUUCUUGAAUAUCACAAAUGAAUAUCAAGAUGAUAAUGUCCAUUUGGAGAAAUCCAAAAACUUAAACGACCAUUCUGAUUGUUCUGAUUUUGAACCUGUUUCAGAUACUUCACUGCAUGAAGAAUGUAAUGGAGAUGAAUCUCCAUUACAUUCUUCAUGCAAUGAAGUAUCUACCAGCAGUGAUUCUGGUGGCGAAAAUCCAAGUGAAUUUGAGUUGCAAAUUAAGUUACGUGAUUAUGCGAUUGAAAACAAUAUACCUUAUGCAACAAUGGACAAAUUGUUAUGUAUUUUAAAACCUUAUCAUACUCAAUUACCAAAGUGUUCAAAAACAUUAUUAAAUUCAAAACCUGUAACAAUUAGAAUUGUGACUAAUGGUGAAUUUUUAUAUAUUGGUGUUGAACCUUUUCUUCAAACAUUGAGUGUGUCUAACCCAUCGAUUAUCUGUUUGCAAUUUAAUAUUGAUGGUGUUCCAAUCUAUCACAAUUCUGAAAUAUCAUUUUGGCCAAUUCUGGUAAAAAAAGUUAACGAUUCAUUGUCACCAAAAGUUGUUGCUAUUUUUAGUGGAAGGAAAAAACCAAAUUUACAAGAGUUUUUUUCCCAUUUUAUUACUGAGAUAAAUCAUCUUAAAAGCAAUGGUGUUACAAUUAACUCACACUUGUGCAAUAUUCAUAUAACUAAUAUUGUAUGUGAUGCCCCUGCACGUGCAUUUAUUAAGUGCAUAAAGUAUCAUUCAGGAUAUUCCAGCUGUGACAAGUGCACUGUAGAGGGUGAAUGGCUAAACAAGGUUGUAUUUUUAGAAACAGAUGCACCCUUGAGAACAUUAGAAAGUUUUGUUUCUAGAGAAGAUGAUAGUCAUCAUAUUGGUGUGACACCUUUAUUAGGAAUUCCUAUUCAUCCAAUUAAUAGUUUUCCAAAUGACUAUAUGCAUUCUGUCUGUCUGGGAGUAGUACGAAAACUUCUAAAUUUUUGGUCUUCUGGACCAUUCAGUGUUAAGCUAUCUUCGCAAUCACUAAAAACAAUAUCAGCUCGAUUAAUUCAUGUUUCAUUGUUCUUUCCAUCAGAUUUUAACAGAAGACCUCGUUCAUUGGAGAGUAUGAAUAAGUGGAAGGCAACAGAAUUCCGAUCAUUUCUCCUUUAUUCAGGGCCUAUAGUUUUGUGUGAUAUUCUUAGUAAACCAGUUUAUGAACAUUUUCUUAUUUUACAUAGUUCCAUAUUUCUAUUAUGUAGGUCACAAGAGCAUGAAGUUAUUAAAUAUUGUGGUGAGUUGCUGAAAAUAUUUGUUACAAAGGCUGUUGCCUUGUAUGGCAAAUCAUUUAUGUCAUAUAAUGUGCAUUCUCUUAUACAUCUGGAUAAUGAUUGUUUACAAUUUGGACCGCUUGGCAAUUUUUGUGCUUUCCCCUUUGAAAAUGCUCUUGGUCAUUUAAAACGAAGAAUUCGAAGUGGAUAUUUGCCGCUUCAGCAAGUAGCUUCUAGUCUUUCUGAUAACAAAUCUGAACAUUCUAGGAAAGUACACACUGAUGGAGUUUCCCUUCAACAUUGUAGUGGGCCUUUACCAAAUCAGGGCCAUUUUUUGCAAUAUAAAGUGUGCCAUUACAAAAAUCAAAGGUUUUCAAGCGGUUUGCGGGAUAGUUCAGUAAUGGUAGGACAAAAGUGCUAUCAAAUAGUUAACAUCUUAGCAGAAGACUUAAAAAAUCCAUUAUUCUUAGCCAGGUGUUUUACUGUGCAAACAAACUUUUAUGACGUUCCACUUGCAAGUUCAAAACUAUCUAUUUUUAAAGUUAGUUGUCUUAGUGACACUUUGCAUACAAUUCCGUUUUCUGAUAUUGUUAUUAAAUGUUGUUGUCUCCCAUAUUCUUCUUCCUUUGUUGUAAUCCCAUUAUCAGAGAUUUGAGUUCUUAUUAUAUUUUAGAGUUCUAUAUAUUUUUUCAAAUAAGAUAAUAAAUUUAUAUUAUACAGUAUUUGUAAUUUGUUCCAUGUCUAUUUAUGGUAUACAACAUGUAUUUCAUUUUGUUAUAUCUAUUUAUACAUUUCUUACAAUUGCUUUAAUUUAUUUGGGCAGCUUUUUAAAUAUAUAGUGUAAAAUUAUGAACUACAUUUACACAUUUUAUUAUUUCUUUGUUUUGAAGUUUAAAUUUGCAGAAUGUUAGUUCUUGAAGUAUCUUUGAACGUUGUUUAGCAGGAUGUAAUUGUAUUACUCUUAUAUGGUAAAUAAUAGGUAAAUAAUAAUAGGUCUUAUAUGGUAAUUAACUAUUUUUUUUUUUCUUUAUUUAAAUUAAGCAAAUUUUUUUUUUUAAUAUUUUGUAUUUGAAAUUUUUUUUAUAACAGAUGUCUUAUUCAGUAGUUAUUUUUAAUAUUGAUAAUGAAGUGGCAACAGUGUCCAGUAAAUGGUUCAAAGAUUCAGGAUGCGUUUUGUGGCCCAACUGUAGAGUAGGGAAGAAAUUGCAAAACAUGUUACUAAACCAUGAAGAGCCAGGUGCUGACUGGAUUUCUUAUGAAGUACGAGUGUUGUCCAGUAACAUCUUAACUCUCAAAUCAGCAAGGGCAAAGGAGCGACC